Molecule: messenger RNA, 7954 nt
Organism: Chionomys nivalis (European snow vole)
Lineage: Eukaryota; Metazoa; Chordata; Mammalia; Rodentia; Cricetidae
Gene: Svil
Product: supervillin
Exons: 40
Coding region: 518-7069 (2183 amino acids)
Biological process (GO): barbed-end actin filament capping; actin filament severing; cytoskeleton organization
Cellular component (GO): cytoplasm; actin cytoskeleton
Molecular function (GO): phosphatidylinositol-4,5-bisphosphate binding; actin filament binding
Source: RefSeq, a predicted model, not a curated record
CCCGGGGCCCCACAGUUAAUACCCGGCUCCCUCCCGCCGCGCUAGGUCAGUUCCUGAGCCCGCAGAUCACUCUAUUCCAGACACUGAGACCAUCCGAAGCGGUGCAGACUCUGCCCGCGGCCUCCUAGAGAGCGAGCCCGGGCUGAGGACUGUGCUGCGGACCUGGGGUUCAGCGCGAUUGUGCGUCCCCCGGACCACGGGGACCUUGUUGCAGGCGCCGGGCGGCAGGGAGUUCAGGUGGAUAACUUGGAAGACCAGAAAGCCGAACAGCUGGUGAUGCGGGUAUCUUCAUCUGGAGCCAUGAUUUAACUGUUCAGAUUUCAACAAGAAAAACUUAAGCUUCAUUGGAUUCCCACAUCAAAGAAAAGCUGACAGCUUUCAGAAAGAGUUUUGCUUUGACGAUAAAGAAGAGCCUGCCAACCACAGGAGAGGCCUUGAUGCCAAGUGUUUAGCUGCACUCCCUAAAGUUGCAGAAUUAAGAAAAAUCUUCGAACCAAAGAGAAAAGACUUCUUAGAGAUGAAAAGGAAAGAAAGAAUUGCCAGGCGCUUAGAAGGAAUAGAAAAUGACCCCCAGCCCAUCCUGUUGCAGAGUUGCACAGGGCUGGUGACUCAUCGCCUGCUGGAGGAAGACACACCCAGAUACAUGCGCGCCACAGACCCUGCCAGCCCUCACACUGGGAGAUCUAAUGAAGAGGAAGACACUCCUGGGUCUUCCUUGGAAAAGCAAACUCCAUCUAAAUACUGCACAGAAACUUCGGGCAUACAUAUUUCGGGCUCCAUGGACGUCCACAGUCUGGAGUCCAAAGCAGAAAGGAUUGCACGGUACAAAGCAGAGAGGAGGCGACAGCUGGCCGAAAAGUACGGGCUGACUCUGGACCCCGAAGCUGACUCCGAAUACUUGUCUCGAUAUGCCAAGUCUCGGAAGGACACAGAUGCAGGUGAGAGACGAGGAAAAGGUGACAAACAGGAAGAACCAAGCAAGGGUACCAGUUCCUUGCACUCCAGGGCAGAGCUAGGGCCCAGGACCAGCUUGGUAGAGUCCCAGGACUGUGCCCCUCUGGGGAGCAACAUGUCUGACCAGGAACAGCUGCUCAACUUGGAGAACCAACGGCGAGGCCGAGAGCCCUCGCUGGCAGAAGAUGGUUCGCCUGCCUUCUUUUCUGAGCGAGGCACCUCCUUCCCUGAAGUGCCACGGUCACCAAAGCAAAUGUCCAGCUUACCACUGCAGCAGCCAGCCUCCCCGAGCCACCCCAGUGACCCACCUCUGCCCACGGAGGCCCGAGCCAGUACAGGGAAGGCCACCCAUGAGUGGUUUCUGCAGAAAGAUGCCGAAGGGGAUACACCUUCGCUUAUCAACUGGCCUUCCAGAGUUAAAGUUAGAGAAAAAAUGGUGAAAGAGGAGAGUGCUCGCAGCAGCCCUGAACUCACCUCAGAGUCCUUACCUCAGAGGAGACAGCAGCCAGGACCUGCGCAUUUCCUGUCUAUCCAGUCAGAAAACUCCGCCUUUGAUAGGGUCACCAGCAGGGUAGUGAGCUCACUGCGGCCAAGCCGGAGCUGUGUCUUGCCAGCUGACCCUGUUCAUGCCAUCAAGCUGGUGACCAUGGGCACCCCAGAAAGUGCAUCUGAAUGCAGCUGGGUGGGGCCAGGCACCCCAAAUGUCAUAAAAUCUACCACCUUGAAGAUUCUAGAAGGUGAGUCGAGGGAUGCUCCAGGGCUCCGUAUUUGUGAACCAGAAGCAGAUGAGCUCCCCGCGGAUUCUCUGGAGAAGAGCCCCAAAUCACGCUUGACCUUGGAAGAUGACAGGCUGGCCAGAGGCCACAAAGGCCCCUCUGGUAAUGAAGAUUUAGAUGAGCCCACCGUUCACUCCGUCACCAUAGAACCUGAGAGGGAGAGGCAAGUUCAACAUCAGCCUACUCAGAGAAUUGGCCGGAGUGAAAUGAUUUUGUAUGUUCAGAGCGGUCCUGCGUCCCAAGAUGCCACAUCAACCAGUCACACAAAAGAGGCCUCUUCAAAGAAACGCAAGGUCAUGGCCCGCUCCCUGUCGGAUUACACGGGUCCCCUUCAGUUCCAGGUCCCCAGACAGAAUAAUCCAGCCCCAAAGCAGGAGCUGGAGCUGCAGAGUUCCCGGGCAGAAGGGCCUGGUGCAGAACCUAGCAUGCUGGACACAAGAGUCUCCGUUGCCCAGCUCCGAAAUAUGUUUCUCGAAUCAGCCAGAGCCAGCAAGAAACCUGAACUCCAAUCCCGGGUUGAGAAGUCAGCUGAAGGAAUUGGCUUGCCCACUGAACGGGAGAGAGGGUCUCGGAAACCAAGGCGCUAUCUUUCUCCUGGUGAAAGUAGAAAAACUUCUGAGAGAUUUAGAACUCAACCUAUAACCUCAGCAGAGCGAAAGGAGACAGAUAGGUACCCUUCCGGUUCAGAGAUGCCAAUGGUUGAGGAUGAGGAAAAAGUGGAUGAGCGGGCCAAACUGAGUGUCGCUGCCAAGAGGUUGCUUUUCAGGGAAAUGGAGAAAUCAUUUGAUGAACACAACGUCCCAAAGAGACGUUCCAGAAAUGCAGCCGUGGAGCAAAGGCUGCGUCGCCUGCAGGACCGUUCUCACACCCAGCCCAUCACCAAUGAGGAAGUGGUCAUCGCAGCCACCGAACCUAUCCCUGCUUCGUGUUCUGGGGUCACCCACCCUGUAAUGGCGAGACUUCCUAGCCCCACUGUAGCUAGAAGCACUGUGCAGCCUGCCAGGUUACAGGCGUCUGCUCACCAAAAGGCUUUAGCCAGGGGCCAGGCAAAUGAGGGCAGAGAGUCUGCCGAACCAGGCGAACCUGAUUCCUCCUCUCUGAGCUUAGCAGAGAAAUUGGCCUUGUUUAACAAAUUGUCCCAGCCAGUCUCCAAAGCCAUUUCCACCAGAAACAGAAUAGACGUGCGGCAGAGAAGGAUGAACGCGAGGUAUCAGACUCAGCCAGUCACACUCGGAGAGGUGGAGCAGGUACAGAGUGGGAAGCUCGUCCCUUUCUCCCCCACUGUGAGCACAUCGGUUUCAACCAUGGCCUCUGCAGUUGCUCCCACAUACGCAGGGGACCUUCGGACGAAGACAUCUGUUGAUGGCGGUGCAAGUCCCACUGACUCCCAGUUUCCUUCUCCUGUGGAAAAUUCAGACUCUCCAGUUAGAAGCAUUCUGAAACCACAAGGCUGGCGGCCUCUGGCAGAACACAGUGGGUGCAAAGGAAUGCUGGAGGAGUCUGGAGAGACAGAAGGCAAGAACACUCUGACUGGGGUAGACAGUGGCAUUCAGACACACAGAGCCUUCGAGGAGGAAGCGCAGCCCUCCUACCCCAUCCUUGGCAGAGUCAGAGAUGGUGAUGUCCAGAAGGAGCCUAAACGUGCCAUUCUAAGGAGGGGGAGCUUAGAGUUGGGUAAUUCUCCUGUCACCCACCUUGGUGAUGAGGUGACGGAAUUUUCCGUUGCUAAAAUCAGUUUGCAAGAGAAUCUGGACCUGAAGGACAAGCAGACCUCGGAGGAGAAUGCAGAUGUGGGAAAUGCCACGAGAAAGUUCUCCCUCAAAGCAACAGAGUUUGGAGAACCUGCUUCUGAACAAACAGAGCCGGCUGCCUCUAUUCAGAAGGCAGCCCCAAUGUCCUGGAAGCAGCAAGACUCCUCUGAGCAGCUAGCAGAGAAACUCUUCAAGAACCCCUGUGCCAUGUUUGCUGCUGGAGAGGUCAAAGUGCCAGUGGGAGAGACUCUUCUGGAUUCACCCAGCAAAACUAUGUCAAUUAAAGAAAGGCUGGCGCUCUUGAAGAAGAGCGGUGAGGAAGACUGGAAGAACAGACUGAUCCGGAAGCAGGAAUACGGCAAAGCCACCAGCGGCCUGCACAUCCAGGAGGUGGAGCAGUCCCUGAAGAAGGAGGAAGGAGGAUUUACAGAUGAUAAUGCCAUUUCUAAUCUGCUUUGGCGGGUCACAGAAAGUCGAGAGAGCCAGAUGACGAUUGAGGAGCGGAAACACCUCAUCACUGUGCGAGAGGAAGCGUGGAAAACUAAGGGCAAAGGAGCUGCCAAUGACUCCACCCAGUUCACCGUGGCAGGAAGAAUGGUGAAGAAAGGUCUGGCAUCACCCACAGCCAUAACCCCAGUCUCAUCCCCUCUCUGCAACAAAUCAAGGGGCACCACCCCAGUUUCCAAACCCCUGGAAGAUAUUGAAGCCAGACCAGACAUGCAGCUGGAAUCGGACCUGAAGCUGGACAGGCUGGAGACCUUUCUAAGGAAGCUGAACAACAAAGUUGCCGGGAUGCAGGAGACGGUUCUCACGGUCACUGGGAAAUCUGUCAAGGAGGUGAUGAAGUUGGAUGAUGAUGAGACCUUUGCCAAAUUCUACCGCAGCGUGGAUCACAGUAUACCUAGAAGCCCUGUGGAUCUGGACGAGGACUUUGAUGUCAUUUUUGACCCGUAUGCCCCCAAGUUGACAUCUUCCGUGGCCGAGCAUAAGCGCUCGGUUAGGCCCAAGCGCCGAGUCCAGGCUUCCAAGAACCCUCUCAAAUUGCUGGCAGCAAGAGAUGACCUCCUCCAGGAAUACACAGAGCAAAGGCUCAACGUUGCCUUCAUGGAGUCCAAGCGGAUGAAAGUGGAGAAGAUGUCGGCCAAUUCCAACUUCUCAGAAGUGACGCUGGCAGGCCUGGCCAGCAGGGAGAACUUCAGUAACAUCAGCCUGCGGAGCGUCAACCUGAUGGAGCAGAACUCCAACAACAGCGCCGUGCCCUACAAGAAGCUCAUGCUGCUGCAGAUUAAAGGUAGAAGACAUGUUCAGACAAGGCUGGUGGAGCCUCGAGCCUCGUCACUCAACAGUGGGGACUGCUUCCUUCUGCUCUCUCCCCAGUACUGCUUCCUGUGGGUAGGAGAGUUCUCAAAUGUCAUCGAGAAGGCAAAGGCAUCUGAACUUGCAACAUUAAUUCAGACAAAGAGGGAGCUUGGUUGUAGAGCUACAUACAUCCAGACCAUUGAGGAAGGGAUUAACACACACACUCACGCAGCCAAAGACUUCUGGAAGCUCCUGGGUGGCCAGACCAGUUACCAGUCUGCCGGAGACCCAAAGGAAGAUGAACUGUACGAGACAGCCAUCAUAGAGACGAACUGUGUCUACCGCCUGACAGACGACAAGCUCGUCCCUGAAGAUGACUACUGGGGGAAGAUUCCCAAGUGCUCCCUUCUGCAGUCCAAAGAGGUCCUGGUGUUUGACUUUGGAAGUGAAGUUUACGUGUGGCAUGGGAAGGAAGUCACGUUAGCACAACGGAAAAUAGCAUUCCAGCUGGCCAAGCACUUGUGGAACGGAACCUUUGACUACGAGAACUGUGACAUCAACCCUCUGGACCCUGGCGAGUGCAACCCGCUCAUUCCCAGGAAAGGGCAAGGACGACCUGACUGGGCCAUAUUUGGGAGAGUUACGGAGCACAACGAAACUAUUCUGUUCAAAGAGAAAUUCCUCGACUGGACAGAACUGAAGAGACCCACAGAGAAGAAUUCUGGGGAAGUUGUCCAGCAGAAGGAUGAUCCUAGGGCUGACACCAAGCCCUAUGAUGUGGCACGGAUGGUGGCAAUGCCCCAGAUGGCAGCCAGCACCAUCCUGGACGGGGUGAAUGUUGGCCGCGGCUAUGGCCUGGUAGAAGGAGAUGACAGGAGACAAAUUGAGAUUGCCACCGUCUCUGUAGAUGUGUGGCAUAUCCUGGAAUUCGACUACAGCCGGCUCCCCAGGCAGAGCAUCGGGCAGUUCCAUGAGGGGGAUGCCUAUGUGGUCAAGUGGAAGUACAUGGCGAGCACAGCAGUGGGAAGCCGACAGAAGGGAGAGCAUCCGGUGAGAGUGGCCGGCAAAGAGAAGUGUGUCUACUUCUUCUGGCAAGGCCGGCACUCAACCGUGAGUGAGAAGGGGACGUCAGCUCUGAUGACGGUGGAGCUGGAUGAAGAGAGGGGGGCCCAGGUCCAGGUUCUGCAGGGAAAGGAGCCCCCCUGUUUUCUUCAGUGUUUCCAGGGAGGUAUGGUGGUGCACUCUGGACGAAGGGAAGAGGAAGAAGAAAAUACACAAAGUGAUUGGAGACUGUACUGUGUGCGAGGAGAGGUGCCCAUGGAAGGGAACUUGCUAGAGGUGGCCUGUCACUGCAGCAGCCUCAGGUCCAGGACUUCCAUGGUUGUUCUGAACGUGAACAAGGCCCUUAUUUACCUGUGGCAUGGAUGCAAGGCUCAGGGCCACACGAAGGAGGUUGGAAGGACUGCUGCGAAUAAAAUCAAGGAACAAUGUCCCCUGGAAGCAGGAUUGCACAGCAGCAGCAACGUGACAAUUCAUGAGUGUGACGAAGGAUCCGAACCCCUGGGCUUCUGGGAUGCUUUGGGGAGGAGGGACCGGAAGGCCUACGACUGCAUGCUUCAAGAUCCUGGAAGUUUUAACUUCGCGCCCCGACUGUUCAUCCUCAGCAGCUCCUCUGGAGACUUCUCGGCGACAGAGUUUGUGUACCCUGCGCGAGCGCCCUCUGCCGUCAGCUCCAUGCCUUUCCUGCAAGAGGAUCUGUACAGCGCCCCGCAGCCAGCACUCUUUCUUGUUGACAAUCACCAUGAGGUGUACCUCUGGCAAGGCUGGUGGCCCGCCGAGAACAAGAUAACUGGCUCUGCCCGCAUUCGCUGGGCCUCAGACCGGAAGAGCGCCAUGGAGACGGUCCUGCAGUAUUGCCGAGGAAAGAAUCUCAAAAGGCCACCCCCCAAGUCUUACCUUAUCCAUGCUGGGCUGGAGCCCCUGACGUUCACCAACAUGUUUCCCAGCUGGGAACAUAGAGAGGAUAUUGCCGAGAUCACAGAAAUGGAUACUGAGGUUUCCAACCAGAUCACCCUGGUGGAAGAUGUCUUAGCCAAGCUCUGUAAAACCAUCUACCCACUGGCGGAUCUGCUUGCCCGGCCACUCCCAGAGGGAGUAGACCCUCUAAAGCUUGAGAUUUACCUCACGGAUGAAGACUUCGAGUUUGCACUAGACAUGACCAGAGAUGAAUUCAACGCACUGCCCACCUGGAAGCAAGCGAGCGUAAAGAAAGCGAAGGGCCUGUUCUGAGGGCGACAGGACAGCAUCACCAGGAGGUUGCUUCUCAUGCCGCUAGGCCAGAAAAUGGAUAUAUUUUUGGACUGGUAUUUUUUUCUGUCAAAGAGCAAAGUAUUUUCGAAUCAGUUUUUCCAAACCUGACCUUAUUAACUCUACGGCUUGUCCAGGAGUUGAGCAUUUUGUAAAUGUGUAGGAGGACUCUUGGGAUCAUUCUUUUCCGUGGUUCAGGUAAACUGAGAAACCCAUCUCUUCUGUUCACUCAGCCGAGUUCUGCCUCAGCAGCCACUGCAGCCCUGCCCUCCUGCUUCAGCUCGGCAUUACCUUUUAUAAAGCAAUUCUCUUUAUAAAGUGUUAUUUUGAUAGUUUGUGGAUUCUAAAUAUAUAUAUAUAUAUUUAUAUAAACACCGUAUAAAUCAAAUAUGUAUUUAACAAAGCAGUAUGUAUUCAUUCACUUUCAAUUCUUUUCCUUUGGUGUAAAAACAAUAUUACAAGGUAGACAGAGUGGCUUCUGUUGAGUUAGGCCUGCCAGCAGUCUGUCAUUAGGUGUGUUGUCUGUCCCACCGUCCCCCUCCCCCAUCCCCAGGAGUGCCUCCUUCAGCCUUAGGUCUGGCAUGUGCUGAGUUCCGCUUCUGGUGCUAAAGCGAACAAAGACUUACUUCCUGGUGUGGACUCUGAAGAAUCUAUGCGAACCAACCUUUCUACCUUAAUACCCCCCAGAAAUGUAUAGUGCCUUGUUUUAUGUACAGUUUAUAUACAGAAAAGUUUGCUCUGCUUUUUUUGAUGCUGGUUUGGAACAUUAUAGUUUUAUUCUCAAUAGUAGAAAUAAAACAUCUCAAUUUCUCAUACCCAUUAUAAACAUUACACAUGUCAUUUUGUGACACAGGACUCCAAAAUAAA